AUGACCGAUGGGGAGGAGUAUAUACCCACUGCACGCGGCGACCACCCAGACAGCAAGGAUGCAGACGAGAGCCAGAUCGCAACCACCACCACUCAAGGCGACGCCGCGCGGAGAACAUUCGAUGUGCCCGAAAUCUUCCUCAUGAUACUCGAAACCCUUGCGCCGCUUCAGCUUUUGGUAGCCUCUGGCAUCAACAAGAAUGCGCAGCACCUGAUUACGACCACACCUUCACUCCGACGAGCCAUGGGGCUGGCGCCGGCUCUCGACAACGACUUCUGGGUCCCCAUGAUCGGAGGCAUCCAAGAUCUCUAUGCUCGCCGGACGAACUCCCACAGCUCUGUCGCACUGCACGCAUCAGGGGCAAAGGAAAGCGAUCCCUCUAUAGCCAUGUGGAAAGUUCACUUCAGCCUGAGCUUCAGCUUCAGCGACUCCGAGCACAAAUCGUACCCACUGCCAAUCGCAGGUGGACUUGGCCGCAAUAUCUUCCUUUGUCUCCCGGUGGUCAAGACGGCAACCAUCCAGCUCGUCUGCGAUCACGUACAAGACUGCGAUCACGCACAAUACUAG
This is a messenger RNA of Saxophila tyrrhenica, 567 nucleotides long. RefSeq lists its product as uncharacterized. The transcript has a single exon. The coding region runs from base 1 to 567 and encodes 188 amino acids. The record is from RefSeq and is a predicted model, not a curated record. Lineage: Eukaryota; Fungi; Ascomycota; Dothideomycetes; Mycosphaerellales; Extremaceae.